AUGGAGGCUUUGACAACAGCGAGUAAAAUAAAAACAAGUCUCUCAAUGCAAUGGGUACCAGAUCCAAUAAUAGCUAAAAGUUUUGUUGAUGAAUUAACUUAUCAGUAUAAAUAUGGAAUCAAUGAUGAUGAAAAAAUACGUCCUGAAGUACGUCAUUUUUUAAAUUACAUUGUUCAUGAUCAUGAUGGUACAGAUAAAAGUCUGGAGAUACUCGAUUGGGAUAUGAAAAGAAUUGACGAAUUUUAUAUACCAUUUAAUGAACUUUUACAGUCAAAUAAAGAUGCUAAUUUAACAGCUCUUGAAAAUUAUUUCAACGUUGUUUUAUCAGAUCAAGAUGAUGGGAUGUGUAACGACAACAUGAUUUUGCGUCAGCAGCAUAUAUCAAAUUUUUUAAAUGUCGCGAUAAAUAAAGCAUAUAAAGGAUACUUUUUAAUAAUAUCAGCAUAUAAAUUUUUGAUAAGAAAACAUCAAGAGGAUUAUACACAUAAAAUAAACAAUGCAAUUGAAGAAGCAGAAGUACAAAUACAACGUUUUGUUGACGAUGCACGUAGUGCAAUGUUUAAAGCAUCAAGAGAUAUUCGUAAUUGUAAUACCCAAUAUGAUAUUAAGAAUGUAACAUUCACUGAAAUUGUUGGACCAUCCCAAGGAUUCGUCUUUGAUUCAUCAGCAGUUGAUAUGAAUUCCGAUUGUCGUUCAUAUAACGUUGAAUACAAAGUCAUUCAGGACUCAUGCAAAUCUGAUAAAUCAUUAUGUUUCGAGCAGACAUGUGCAGCAGAUGGUGGAGUGCUUAAAAAUUGUGAUACAAUAGGUGGUGAUGCCAUAAAAAUAUGUCCAGCAACAGAUGAAUCAAAACGUUAUUUAUCUGUUGAUACUUAUUGGGCGAAAUAUGGAAAUCAUUCAGCCACUACACAUUGCCCGAAAAAUUAUGUAUCAGGACAUGUCAUAAAGCAAUCUUCGCUUUUCAGUGAAACAACCAGUCAAUUUUGUUACUGCCAGUGUGAAAGAAAAAAAUGGAAACACGGUGAUGUUCGUGCAAUAUCUUUUCAAUUGGCUCAGGCUGAUUACUCAUCAAACAAGGUCAUUACGAGCUUAAAAUUUCGAGAAAUAGAUGGUAUGAUAUCAUUGGCUGCACAGCACGGAGUUCUUUUACCUGGUGGAAUUAUUGAUCAAAAGACAAUUCAAUGGGUUAAGACAUCAUAUCGAAAAAUAAUGGACCAUCAAGAUGUUGUUCCAGAAUAUCAGUAUUAUCGCUAUAAUGAUCGACAAAUUAUCAAUGAACGAAUAUUGAAAGUUGGAAAAGAUUUUUUGUAUAUAACAUCUGGUCUAUCAAUAAAUCUUGAUGACAUAACUGUUCCUCCAGGUCAUGUUGUCAUAGGUGCUAAAUUAAAUAAAUCUGAGGUUGUUGAUGACAAAGAUCGUGAUGUACUUGAAUUGGUUGUUUUGUCAAUGGAAUUUAAUAUUUAUACAGGUAAAUUAGAUAAUUCACAGCCACAUUACACCUCAGCAACAAAAUUCAUGAUGAAAAAACUUGGCCACACAAAAAGACAAAUGAUUGAUCUUGGCGAGGCUGGAAAUCCAAUAACAAUGCAAGGAAGCAACAAUAAAAUUUCAGCUGCUCAUAGUAAAAUUAAAUUUCAACCAACCGAUGAAAAAAAAGAUCUUGGUCAAUCAAUUGUUCCAUUUAUUGAUAUACGCGAUACGAGUUCACUAUCAUUAUCAUUGCCAUUAUCUUCUGUUGGUCUUUAUCACCGUGGAGCUGAUGGCUCUGGAGGAUUUAUUGGACUCAAAUUUCAAUCCUCUGAUAUUAGUGGCUAUUUCGAAAAAGUAAUUAACGAUAAUACAAGUGCUUAA
Aphidius gifuensis is the source of this 1851-nucleotide messenger RNA. RefSeq lists its product as uncharacterized. The transcript has 7 exons. The record is from RefSeq and is a predicted model, not a curated record. NCBI's taxonomy places the organism in Eukaryota, Metazoa, Arthropoda, Insecta, Hymenoptera, Braconidae. The coding region runs from base 1 to 1851 and encodes 616 amino acids.